Protopterus annectens (West African lungfish) is the source of this 1904-nucleotide messenger RNA. RefSeq names its product aldehyde dehydrogenase 3 family member B1 (gene ALDH3B1). Gene Ontology annotation, cellular component: cytoplasm. Bases 189 to 1601 code for a protein of 470 amino acids. Gene Ontology annotation, biological process: aldehyde metabolic process. The record is from RefSeq and is a predicted model, not a curated record. Lineage: Eukaryota; Metazoa; Chordata; Ceratodontiformes; Protopteridae. Gene Ontology annotation, molecular function: aldehyde dehydrogenase (NAD+) activity. The transcript is spliced from 11 exons.
GUUUAAAAUGGCCAAGAACAAAUGAGGGAGUCUUUGCUCCAUUUCUGAAGUCCUAUACACUUUUUUUCAUAAAUGUACUAGGAAAGAGUCACAUAUUCGAUAGGAGAGAAGCAACUUUCUGAAGCAAAAUCGGACACAGCACUGAAGAGUAAGAGACAGUGAGUUACUUGAUCUAGCAAUAGCAGAAUAUGUCGUCCACCAAGGAAGUGGCAGCGAGACUGCGGGAGGCAUUUAACUCUGGCAAAACUCGCACUGCUGAAUUCCGUCUUAAGCAGCUGAAGGCAAUGCUUAACCUCAUGAAGGAGAAUGAAGGGGCAUUACUAGAGGCACUCAAGAAAGACCUCCGUAAGCCCAACUUUGAAUCAAUUAUCUCAGAAGUCUUGUUCACAAAGAAUGAGAUUGUCUGUGCCAUUAAUAACCUGACGGAGUGGAUGAAGCCAGAAUAUGUAGAAAAGACUUUGGUCACCAAACUGGAUACAUGCUUUAUAAAGAAGGAGCCUUUUGGUGUAGCUUUGAUUAUUGGACCAUGGAACUACCCAAUUCAGCUCGUUCUGACCCCUUUCAUUGGAGCAGUUGCUGCAGGGAAUUGUGCCAUUCUGAAACCUUCAGAAGUGAGUCCGAACUCUUCACAGUUACUUUCGGAACUUCUCCCAAAAUAUUUGGAUAAGGACUGUUUUGCAGUUGUCUGUGGAGGAGUGAAAGAAACUACUGAACUUCUGGAAGAGAAGUUUGACUACAUCUUUUUCACAGGUGGUACACAUGUUGGAAAAAUAAUUAUGACAGCUGCUGCAAAACACCUAACGCCAGUGAGUUUGGAGUUGGGUGGAAAAAACCCUUGCUAUGUGGACAAAAGCUGUGAUAUAAACAACACUGCCCACCGCAUAGCCUGGGCCCGCUUCCUCAAUAUGGGGCAAACCUGCAUUGCCCCUGAUUAUGUCCUUUGUACCAAAGCAGUACGAGAAGAACUUGUCCCUGCUCUUAUUAAUUGCUUGGAGGAGUUUUAUGGGAAAAACCCACAGGAGUCUGAAGAUCUUGGUCGAAUAAUAAAUGAGAAGCAUUUCAAUCGCCUGAAAGCCUUACUCAGCAGUGGCAAAGUGGCAGUUGGUGGGCAAACAGAUGAGAAGGACAAAUACAUUGCUCCUACUGUGCUGGUUGAUGUCAAGGAAACUGACCCAGUCAUGCAAGAAGAGAUAUUUGGGCCCAUUCUUCCAAUAGUUGAUGUGGAGAACAUAGAUGAAGCAAUCGCUUUCAUGAAUCGUCAUGAGAAGCCACUUGCCUUGUAUGUCUACAGCACUGACAAUAAGGUUGUGAAAGAUGUACUGGAGCGAACCAGCAGUGGAGGCUUCUGUUCCAAUGAUUGCAUAAUGCAAAUGACCCUUUUUUCCUUGCCUUUUGGAGGAGUUGGCGAUAGUGGUAUGGGAAUGUACCAUGGUCGUUUCUCUUUUGACACUUUCUCCCACAAGAGAGCAUGCAUGCUGCGUAGUGCUGGAAUGGAGAAGAUCUCAGCCUUACGUUACCCACCAUAUGGAAGCCAUAAUUUGAGCAUGAUUGAGUGGACCAGAGAGAUCAAGGAAAAAGGCAGUGUAUGUUGUAUAAUGUGAAGGGAACUCUGAAGAUACGCUGCUUCCUGAACCAAUACUGCUGUGCCAAAAUUAUGAUGAUGUUGAUGCUAGUGUUAAUGGUGACAGUGAUGUUAAAAUGAGGAAAUGGGACCAGUUAAUAUGUUUCUGUUGUGUGAAAUUACAGUGCAUCUAGUCACUAUCCUUUCAUGCUAACAGUACAAGAGUUUUAUUUUUUUUUAUUUCACACAGCCUGAAUCCUUGAAUACUUUUAAUUACUGCAACUAUGAUUUAAUAAACCUGCACCCCAUUUUUAUGUGGGAUGUGCAUAUUUUGUGAAUUUGA